CAUCAGUACCCUAUUUCAAUCUUCGGAAACCUUAAAGCCUCUGAUCUUUAAUUUCUGGAGAUCAAAUGGCCUCCAAGGCUACUACCACUGCUUUUUUCCUCUCCCUCAAUCUCCUCUUCUUCACUUUGGUCACUUCCACAAGCACUCCUUGCCCACCACCGCCUAAGAAGCACCACCACCACCACCCAAAGAACGUGAGCCCCGCACCACCCAAGCCCUCUAAGGCCGUGUGCCCCAAGGACACCUUGAAGUUGGGAGCUUGUGCCGACGUGUUGAACGGCUUGGUGCACCUUGUGGUUGGUCCACCAAAGUUCCCUUGCUGCAGCCUCAUUCAGGGUCUCGUUGAUCUUGACGCCGCUGUGUGCCUUUGCACUGCUAUUAAGGCUAAUGUUCUGGGCAUCAACCUUAACGUCCCCGUCUCGUUGAGCUUGCUCUUGAACUACUGUGGCAAGAAGGUUCCAUCUGGUUAUGAAUGUGCUUGAAUGCAAGUAAUUUCCACUUGAUCAGUACUUGUUUUUAGUUACCUUACUGUACGUUUCAUGGUGUGUGUUUGUCCUGAGAGGUUUGGGAUGUUACUUUAUUGGUAAUCUCCAAUAUUACACAUUCUUACUAAUAAUCAUUUAUAUAUAUAUAUAUAUAUAUAUAUGUAUUGUUUGGAUGGACUGAAGGCUCCUUGCCUUCUUCCCCGUCAUGUAUUCUAGUGAAAGAUCGAGUAAUGAUAAUAAAAUGGGAUUUUACCGAAAGUGACUGAAUUUGAGUACCUA
This is a messenger RNA of Fragaria vesca subsp. vesca, 764 nucleotides long. RefSeq names its product 14 kDa proline-rich protein DC2.15-like. The transcript has a single exon. NCBI's taxonomy places the organism in Eukaryota, Viridiplantae, Streptophyta, Magnoliopsida, Rosales, Rosaceae. The record is from RefSeq and is a predicted model, not a curated record. The coding region runs from base 66 to 482 and encodes 138 amino acids.